This is a messenger RNA of Perkinsus marinus ATCC 50983, 2631 nucleotides long. RefSeq lists its product as hypothetical. Gene Ontology annotation, biological process: phospholipid translocation. The coding region runs from base 1 to 2631 and encodes 876 amino acids. The record is from RefSeq and is a predicted model, not a curated record. Gene Ontology annotation, molecular function: ATP binding; ATPase-coupled intramembrane lipid carrier activity; magnesium ion binding. NCBI's taxonomy places the organism in Eukaryota, Perkinsozoa, Perkinsida, Perkinsidae. Gene Ontology annotation, cellular component: plasma membrane. The transcript has 13 exons.
AUGAAGGCCUUUCCCAGCGAUCUCACAUCCCCACGUAGCGAUGACAAUGACAAUAUUAAAUCGGUUGUUAUCCGCAUUGAGGAACCAGUAGAGCCUACUCCCCAAUAUUUACUUUUAUAUAGGAGACUUGUAGCUGCUAUGAGGUCAGUGUUCACUUGUGCUAAUACUACUACCAAUAAAGCCGUCACUGGUACCACUUGUAUACAGAAAGCUGUUGUUUAUCAUCCAGAGCUUAGUGAUGCGGCUGACUGUAACAACGGUGUGAGGACAUCCAAAUAUACUAUAGUGUCAUUCAUACCUAAGAACCUCUGGUAUCAAUUACACCUCUUCGCCAACGUGUAUUUCCUAUGUGCUGCUGGCUUACAGAUGAUCCCUGCUGUCAGUGACUCUGGUGGUCGGCCACUACUCUUGAUACCAUUACUCUUUGUUAUCACAGUAUCGGCAUUCCGUGAUGCAAUAGAAGACAUGAAGAGGCAUAAUAACGACAAACAAGAGAAUAAGAGGACAGUUCGAAGGCUUGUCGCAAAACGCCGUCAACGAUCUGAUGAUGGUACCAUCUACGACCGAAGUAGCACCUCUCUCGUAGAUAGAGUACACUGGGAUGAGCUCAGAGUGGGGGAUGUGGUGAAGAUUGGUAUUGGAGAACAGUUCCCUGCUGAUCUAGUAUUGCUUACUUGUGAUGAUACUGGUGGUAUGAUAUUUGUAGAGACUAUGAAUCUCGAUGGUGAGACUAACCUCAAGCCUAAGAUAUGCAUACCAACACUUCAAAAUGCAUUCUAUGAGUCAUCCAAUACAGCCACUAUAGAGGAGAAUAUCAUUAUUGGCCUCCAUGAGGCUGAGCUGCACUACGAGACCCCUAACUCACAGCUGUACAAAUUCCAAGGACAACUACUGCUCAACACCAUGCCUGACCAUGAUACCACAGACUACGAGGAAAGCUCAUCGGAGCACGAUGGACGAGGGGGAUGUGGUCGGCAUGCAGUGAGCAGUCUCCCACUCAGUAUUGAUCAAUUACUAUUACGAGGGACAUCACUACAGUCCUGUAAUAGUGGUCACCAUUGUUACGGUGUAGUAGUGUAUCCUGGCAUGGAUACUAGGAUAUACCGUAACUCAAUGGAGACAGGUACGGGAAGGAAUAAGAUAAGUAAGCUCAUGCAGACCUACAACAGGCAUGUUAUCGUACUCUUUACCCUUCAAGCUAUGAUAUGCAUAAUAGCUGCCUUUACUCAUGGGUUUAUCUACGCUACCACCACCACAACCAAGGACGACGUUGACGAUACUACUCCUAUUAUCAUGAUGGGCUCCUCAUUUCACUACUGGUAUCUCUAUGUAGGGCCUCAAUCAGUAGAUGCAGGAGAUGUGGUAUCUAGAGGCCUGCGUGUUGCUGGCUCCUUGCUACUCCAGUUUACUUAUUUCGUCCCCAUAUCACUACUGGUUACAUUGGAGAUAGUGAAGUACUUCCAAGGGAGGUUUGUAUCAGCAGAUAAUGCUAUGCAACAUAAUGGUCUAGCUGCGGCCUCUAACAGCUCCACUCUAAUAGAGGAACUGGGAUCGGUUACUCAUGUGUUCAGUGAUAAGACAGGGACUCUAACUGACAAUCGGAUGAUAUUCAGGAGUGCUUACAUUAUGGGCAGUGGGGGGAUGGACUCCCAGCCACUCCCCCACCUACCCCAAGCUACUGGUCUGUCAUCACCUACCAUAGCACCGGCACGACACGACCCGAGCGUCCACUUCGACGAUGAGACCAUCCUGAGGGUUGUAGCACAGGAUGAUGAUGAAGACCUCCUCACUACAACACGGCUAUUCCUCCUUGGUCUCUGCCUCUGUCAUUCAGUCCUCGUUAAGGACUCUAACCAAGUAUCGGCAGACCCCAUGUGCUCGUCUGAGUCUCUAUAUGACGCAUCCUCCCCUGAUGAGCUUGCUCUAGUGGCCGGUGCAAGAUAUCUUGGAUUAGAGUUCUCAGCCCGACCAACCCCUGAUACUAUUAGGAUCACCCUGACCACUCCCUUCGCAAGGGAGAUCCUUAACGUUCAAACUAGUGAAGAAGGGGAGAGCAUUGUAGACGUUGAACUGUUGGAAGUGAUAGAGUUUGAUAACGACCGGAAAAGGAUGAGCGUUCUUAUCAAGAUAACAGCUAUACCGGACUCCCAAGAGAAGGGAAGGGAUGACAACUGUGCCACAGAUAAGGUCUUGCUACUUAUCAAGGGUGCGGAUUCCAGCAUGAUGGAUAUAUGCUCAACCAGCAGUGCUUUUUCCAAGCUGGAUAGUGUCCUCAACCAACUAUCCACAAGAGGUCUUCGAACGCUAGUGUACGGUGUCCGAGACCUCACCUUGAAUAAGCCUUUCGUGGAUCAUUGGCGUGCUUCCUAUAACCAUGCCCGAGGCCUUGUUGGUACAGCUAAGGAGGAAGCGUUAAGGAAGUGUAUAGAGGAAAUGGAGUGUGGUAUUCAUAUAGUAGGUUGUACUGGUAUAGAGGAUAAACUACAGGACAAUGUACCAGAGACUAUAGCAGACCUACACCAAGCUGGUAUCAAGGUAUGGGUGCUCACUGGAGAUAAGAUAGAGACAGCCAUCAAUAUAGCGUACUUGAUAUGUAUCUCUGUUGUAAAGAGGAAGACUAAAACACAAUAG